This is a messenger RNA of Lolium rigidum, 390 nucleotides long. RefSeq names its product indole-3-acetic acid-induced protein ARG7-like. Gene Ontology annotation, biological process: response to auxin. The record is from RefSeq and is a predicted model, not a curated record. The transcript has a single exon. NCBI's taxonomy places the organism in Eukaryota, Viridiplantae, Streptophyta, Magnoliopsida, Poales, Poaceae. Bases 1 to 390 code for a protein of 129 amino acids.
AUGGGCAUGGCUGAGAAGAGGUCAGCGACGGAGAUGAAAGGGAGGAAGCCCGGGUUGAUCACCAAGACGCUGGACCGGUGCCGGAGCACGCCGGUGAGGCAGAAGCCGGCAGAGGGCUGCUUCUCGGUGUACGUCGGUGCCGGGAGGCAGCGGUUCGUGGUGCGCACUGAGUGCUUAAACCACCCGCUGUUCCGGACACUGCUGGAGGAGGCCGAGGAGGAGUUUGGGUACACGGCCGCAGGUCCACUCGAGCUGCCUUGCGACGCCGACGCGUUCGCUAGGGUGCUGGAGCAGAUCGAGGAGGAGAAGCAGAGGGCAGCAGGCCUUGGCAGGAGGAACUCCUAUGGUCUGCUUGGCACCAGCCAGCCUAUCACCGUGGGCCGAUCCUAA